Corythoichthys intestinalis (scribbled pipefish) is the source of this 4262-nucleotide messenger RNA. It is a transcript of the gene gmcl1, whose product is annotated as germ cell-less, spermatogenesis associated. The record is from RefSeq and is a predicted model, not a curated record. Gene Ontology annotation, biological process: germ cell development. The transcript has 16 exons. Bases 997 to 2493 code for a protein of 498 amino acids. NCBI's taxonomy places the organism in Eukaryota, Metazoa, Chordata, Actinopteri, Syngnathiformes, Syngnathidae. Gene Ontology annotation, molecular function: protein binding.
GUGGGACCAUUGGACUUACGAGGAACUCAGAGUUCCACCCCCUGCUGACAGACCCUAAAGCAACAGAGGGGGAACAUGUAUGGGGGUGGAAACCCACCGAGGAACAUCACCAGAUAAACCAGGUACAUCCAGUCCAUUGGAAGAGGCUUUAGGAAGUUGAAGAGUGGGAAGCGGCACACGGGGGCACCGUCCAGGUAUUUGUAGUCCACACGACUAAGGCCACGCUCUUGUGUGAUGUCCACAGCCAUGAGCAGACCUGCACAAUUUUUGUGUCAACAAUCACCUUGCUAGUAAAUCUAAAAACUAUUGCGGACAAGAAUCUAUUUACCAAACAAGCAGCGGAAUAUGCCCAGGGAUGCAGGGUCCAUGGGCCGGUUCAGGAGGGCCACCAGGCUGGACCAGGAGGUCAGGUCCUCCUUUUUGAAACCGAAGAUCUUCUCCAUCUUACUUUGGGGUGCGGCUUUGUCUGUUUUUUUGGGGGCUGGAAGACUUUUUGCUGAUUUUUGAUCUCCAUCGCUGCCCACUAAAGCGCCUACAGUUCACAAAAUCACAACCCCAUUUGGAAGAUCUACACGUGCAUCAUACUGGUCGUGCAGGAUUUUCUAUUUAAACUAACUCGUGCAAACGCUAAGGUAUCAAUUUUAAAAUCAAAUAAAUGUUGUUCAUGCUCUGUUUCAAACAGAGCUGCCAACUCUCACGCUUUGAGCGUGAGACACACGCAAUUGCCUGUUUUCUCACGCACGCAUGCCACACAUCCAAUUUCUCACGCAAAAAAAACCAAUCGGAUUUUAGGCCGAGGCUCGUUCGUUUCUUUUUCAAACUCUCCGACAGUAGAUGGCGCUACUCGCCACUGUAACCCUAUUCGCUGCAUAAACAUCCUAGUUGCGACAGAAGAAGACCUUCAAGAAGACAAUCGCGGGAGAAACUCGAAUGGACAAAGAAUCUCUGAAGAAAGUCAUAUCCAAUCUGAAGAUUACAGACAGAGAUUAGGAAAGGAUGGGGAACAUGGGAAGCAGGUUUCAGUCCUCCAAGGUACCAGAGGAAAGCGGCGAAAGCAGCCGCAAACAUCAGUGCGAAUGGAAGAGGAAACGAAAUACGCAGUGCGACUGUGAAGAUGAGAAGGAGGACGACGACGCCGUUCUCGAUACGCCACGGAGGAAGAAACUGAAAAGCACCUCCAAUUAUAUUUAUCAAACAUUGUUUCUCAAUGGAGAAAACAGCGACAUUCGCAUCAGCGCGCUGGGACAAGAGUGGAACCUUCAUAAAUUAUACCUCUGCCAGUCAGGGUAUUUUUCCAGUAUGUUUAGCGGCUCUUGGAAGGAGUCUAAUAUGAUAGAAAUCAACCUGGAGAUACCUGACCAGAACAUUGACAUAGAAGCUCUGCAUGUCGUCUUUGGAUCCUUGUACCGUGAUGACGUUCUCAUCAAGCCCAGUGGGGUUGUCAGUAUCCUUGCAGCUGCUUGCAUGCUACAGCUGGAUCCUUUGAUACAACAGUGCGGCGAGACGAUGAAGGAAAACAUCAGCUCUAAGACUGUGUGUGGCUACUAUGCUUCCUCUUGCAUCUACGGCUUGGAUUCCGUCAUGAAAAAAUGUCUGGAAUGGCUUCUAAACAACCUCAUGACACACCAAAAUGUGGAGUUGAUGAAAGAAAUUGGAACAGAGUUGAUGGAGCAGCUCAUCCAGUCAUCUGAUCUGUUUGUCAUGCAGGUAGAGAUGGAUGUCUACACUGCUCUAAAGAAGUGGAUGUUCCUCCAGCUCGACCCCUUGUGGGACGGACCCAUCAAGCAGCUUCUGUCCGAUGCCGACGCCUGGCUAUGCAAGCGGAGGACAGACUUGUGUGAGAGGGAGCCCUUCCUAAACACUGAGGAAGGUGCCCCUUUUGCCCGCGUGUUCAAACACGUGCGCCUCCAAUUUAUCGUCAACGACCUCGCUUCCGCACGCAUUUUGGAGAAGGACAACAUUUUACCUUCUGAUUGGUUGUUAGCCGUAUACAAGACACAGUGGUUCGCCAUGUUGCGGACAGAAUUUGACAAUGAUAAUGGCCCUCAGGAAACCAACAAAGAAGAAUUUGAGUUGAGCAGUAUGAGAUGUGGCAGAAAACUGACCAAAGAUGGAGAUUACUGUUGGCGAUGGACAGGUUUCAACUUUGGUUUUGACCUGCUGGUAACCUACACCAACCGCUUCAUCAUCUUCAAAAGGAACACAUUAAGUCAACCAUGUGGGGGCGCUGUGAGCCUGCAACCACGGAGACAUCUGGCGUACAGGUUACGCUUGGCCUCCUUUGACAAUCUUGGCAAGCUGAUGUGUAGCCGCUCUACCGGUUAUCAGCUUCUCACACUUGAGAAGGACCAGGAGUAUGUAGUCAUGAACCUCGACAGCCGCCUGCUGUCCUUCCCGCUCUACGUGUGCUGCAACUUCAUGUACACGUCGCCGUACGCGGACCAGCGCCAGGAGGCAUCGGAGCACGAGGGAAGCGGCCGCUGCAUUUCCUGAUGCACGCCCGAUAGCUGCCACGCGUUCCUGUGGUAACGUUGGCACUGUUUGUACACUCCGCAGGCGCUUUCAUCUUGGCAUUUCUGGAAUUAUGCCUUUUUUGUAUGCCAACAGGUAUGAUAGUUUCACAACAUGAGCUGUUUUCAUCCGAUAAAAUGAACCGUGUAUUGAAGAUUGGCAGUAAUGGAUAUCAUUUACACAUUCGUAGUUUGUUUUCACCUUGUAAUUACAUUUAGAAUAUGUAAAGAAAAAAACUAAUCACUCGAGUAAUUUAAUGAUGUGCUCCACUUGGGUUAAGAUUCACUCACUUCUACUGUAAAACUUUUAUUUCACGAGCACUCACGUCUUUUUUUUUUUCUACGGGGUUUUUCACAAUGUACUGCUUCUGUAUUAAGUUACAUUUCAUCACCUGCUGAUGAAUUUGCCUCAUGUCAGGGAAGGCUGUACAAGCUUUCAGUCACUCAUGCUUAAGUGGCAUCCCUUAUGUUUUUUCUGCCUUUAUUUAUAUUUUUAUUAACAUUUUUUGUAUGUAUACAAGUUGUUUCUUGCCAAUAAAUCUGCCCGAUGAUAUGGGCUGUGGUGCUAUCGUAUCGUAAUGUAAUAUUUACAUGUUUGCGACUGUACUGUGCUAACUUUAUCACCGUAUAUUUCGAACUAAAAGUCGCACCAGAGUAGGGCUACAGCUAUCGAUUAUUUUAGCAGUCGAUUAAUCAAUGAACCAUUUAGUUCGAAUAAUCGAGUAAUCGGAUAAAGAACAUAAAAAAUUAAAAUACUUGUGCUGAGCCUCAAAAGGCAUAAAUGAGGAUCUAUGUACAACAUAAGAACAGUUGGCUAACUCACAUAGCAAAAGUCCACUAGCUUAAAUGCUAUAAAAUGCCAAUGUUUUUUUACAAUGCUCUUAACAAAUGGUUCAGACAUAUAUUCCCACAGAAAAUGGCUAAAUAUACAGUACAUAUAAACUAAAUUACGAAUGCAAAAAAAUAACAAAACAUUAGCUCAAACAAAAACCUAGCUUAUGUUGGUCUUAACAGGGAGCAGAUGGAUUCAGCCAUGUGAAAUGAGGUAGAAUAGACGGCCGUUUAUCCACCCGAGUUAAGAAAACUAAAUGCAAACCCUUUAAAAACAAACCAUUACGACGCCACUUUAAUGAAACGAAUACUCGAAGCAGAAAAAUUUGAUGCGAAUCUUUUUUUCUAAUCGGAUACUCGGGUUAAUCGAUUAAUCGUUGCAGCACUACACCAGCGUAUAAAUGUUUGGUGGAAAUUAUUUUGAUAAAAUCCAAUUCCAAGAACAGACAUGGCAUCUUAAAAGGCAAUUUAAAACUAAAAUAGAAUAGAAAACAACAGACAGCCAAGGAACACUUUUAAUUUUUUCAUAACAAAUUCAUUCUAUAAUUUAUUUACCCUCCCCCCUUACUAAAGUUUUUUUUUGCAACAGAAAAGGUGACAGUGGCAGUCAUAUACCAUUUGAAUUUUUUUCAGGUCAUUCAUUGUCAGAAGGAGCACAGCAAAACGCCACGCUUAAAAAUAAGUAAAAAUAUCAAAAUGGCUUAGCUCUUCAUCCUCUGUAGGACCAUGGCCCCCAACAAAAUGUUUACUGCAUAUGAAAUGUGAAUGGCUUCACCUUGCUGGCAUUAAACUGGUCUUUUGGACGUCCGCGCAAGUUCAUCCAUUCAUCACAUUUUUUUCCCCCUGGUUUCUGGUUUUGGGAAAUGUAUGAAGAACAUUUUUCAUAUGUUGUAACGUCUAGAGUUGUUUCUGCAAGUUCCG